GCAUCAGAAAUCUGACAAUGAAGCUGGUUCCAGUGGUCUUCAUCCUCCUGGCCCCAGUGUUGACCUGCUGCAAAGACCUGGUCCAACCAGUGGACUGCAGAGACAUCCAUUGGCAGGAUCAACGUCUGCACAGUGGAGUGUACACCAUCUACCCCCUGGGGGAAAGAUCUGCUGUCCAGGUUUACUGUGACAUGGACACAGAUGGAGGAGGGUGGACGGUGUUCCAGAGGAGGAUGGAUGGAACUGUCAACUUCUACAGGCCCUGGGAUCAGUACAAGAUAGGAUUUGGUGACGCUGCGGGAGAGCACUGGCUCGGUCUCGACGUCCUCCACUACCUGACACGACGACAAACACAUCAGCUGUUAGUUGAAAUGGAAGACUUUACGGGACAAAAAGCGUCGGCCGGUUACUCCUACUUCUCUGUUGAUAGUGAAUGUCAUGGAUAUAAACUCAACGUGACUGGAUUCAUUAACGAAGGAGCAGGAGAUGGUCUGAAUGUCCACAAUGGGAUGAAGUUCUCCACUUUUGACAAAGACCAGGAUGUUUGGCCCAACAACUGUGCCAAAAGGUACCUCGGAGCAUUUUGGUAUCAGAGCUGUCACCACGCGAACCCCAAUGGGGUUUAUCGCUGGGGGGCUGAUGGUACUAUCAGUGGUGAUGGAGUGGAGUGGCUUCCUUGGAAAGGUUAUGACUACUCCCUGAAGGCCAUCAGUAUGAAGAUCCGUCCUGUGUAG
Sphaeramia orbicularis (orbiculate cardinalfish) is the source of this 734-nucleotide messenger RNA. RefSeq names its product microfibril-associated glycoprotein 4-like. The record is from RefSeq and is a predicted model, not a curated record. NCBI's taxonomy places the organism in Eukaryota, Metazoa, Chordata, Actinopteri, Kurtiformes, Apogonidae. The coding region runs from base 18 to 734 and encodes 238 amino acids. Gene Ontology annotation, biological process: blood coagulation, common pathway; positive regulation of heterotypic cell-cell adhesion; platelet aggregation. The transcript is spliced from 6 exons. Gene Ontology annotation, cellular component: fibrinogen complex. Gene Ontology annotation, molecular function: protein-macromolecule adaptor activity; extracellular matrix structural constituent.